This is a messenger RNA of Botrytis cinerea B05.10, 1659 nucleotides long. RefSeq lists its product as hypothetical. The transcript has a single exon. Gene Ontology annotation, molecular function: protein heterodimerization activity; transcription coactivator activity. Gene Ontology annotation, biological process: transcription initiation at RNA polymerase II promoter; RNA polymerase II preinitiation complex assembly. NCBI's taxonomy places the organism in Eukaryota, Fungi, Ascomycota, Leotiomycetes, Helotiales, Sclerotiniaceae. The coding region runs from base 320 to 1312 and encodes 330 amino acids. The record is from RefSeq and is a predicted model, not a curated record. Gene Ontology annotation, cellular component: transcription factor TFIID complex; nucleus.
GGUAGGGGUUCGUUCAGCCUUGCGUGAGCUGAAAUGUUACCUCACCAAUCUUAACAAAAGGAACAACGGAAAUGUCUUAUUAUUAAAUAUCUAGCAAUCGGGUCUCACUCUUAUUCAUACCUGCAUUUACAAUAUUUCCAUCCUCGAACAAAUCUAUACGUCUUCACGAGAAUUUAUACAACUCCAACCGUUUUCCUGUGUAUAACACGCAGGACUUAUCAAGUGUACGGUGCCGAUAAGAGCUUCAGUUCCUACGGCUACUUACGACUUAUCAAUUUAGCACUGGUUAUUAGCUCAAGAAUCAAGUGCGCCAGUCAAUAUGGCGUCUCCACCAGGACCGACAGAAUUUCCUCACAAUUCCCUUUCCCUCGCAAUACCUCCUAGUCCACUGCCACUAUCUACAACUACGACAUCGCAUACACGUCGGGCUUCCGAAGUUAUAUCGAUCAAACGCCGGAAAGCAAGUAUGAUAUCUACUACCUCAACGCACUCUGCGCAUCCUUUGCGCCAAACUUCGUUCCCUCCCGAGUCUACUGUUUAUACGCCUGGCUAUGAACGCUCUCCAAGUGUUGAUAAUAUGUCUCUUGUCAGUGGAAGCGUCGCGGGUGGCCAGUCGAAAAGAAAACGCGCAAAGAAGUCAAAGGGUGGAAAGAGUGAUUUUGAAGGAUCCAAUGUAGGCGUGGGAAAAUCAGAAGGUCCUGCCUCAAAGAAACGUCGGACAUCCAACGGCAAUAUCGAAGAAGAGGAGGAAGAUGACAAUAAUGUGGAUCAAACAAUGACAUCGAUGACGUCUAGUAUAGAAGAGAAGCAAAGGGACAUUCAACGGAGAGCUUUAUUGGCAAACCAUUUGGAUCCAGAACAAUUCGAACGUUAUACCGCUAUGCGAGCUGUAAAAUUUCCCGAUGCUACCGUUAGGAGAAUUGUGAACCAGACUUUGUCGCAAAGUGUACCGGGCACUGUCAUUCUGGCGGUUAAGAGUGUAGCCAAACAGUUUGUUGGAGAGUUGGUUGAGAAUGCAAGAAAGGUACAGGACCAAUGGAUCGAAGCUGGAGAACCAAAUUCUGGAUUAAUAAUUCCGCCAGCGGAGAACACGACUAUGGUGAAUGGGGAAGACAAUGCCAGUCAAGUAAACGUAACCAAGGAGACGAGGAGAGCACCUUUGCAGCCGGAUCAUUUGAGGGAGGCAUUGAGAAGGCUGAGAGAGGGAAAUGAAGAUGGAUUGGCUGGACAGCUGAAUUUAUGGCAAUUGCAACAGCAUAGCGGAGUUGAGAGGUUUGGUUCUAGGGUCAGGGGGAAAAGGCUGUUUAAAUGAAGAGUGUCUGCGUAUCCGACUGAGGGUUUUCAUCAUGCAUUUGAGCGAUAUGGAGUUGGGGCUUCAGGGAGCAUAAGAAAGUGUUAUUCAUUGGAGUUAAGGAUGAAACAUGUCAUCUGGACGGAUCACAGAGAUAGACCAUGAAAAACGAAAUCCAAUACAAAAUUCUACUAAUCAUAUCAAUCACAAGCGCUCCUGUUAUGGCUUGUGAACCCACAACUUCAUUUGAAAGUCAAUUUGAAGUAGCAACAAGCAAGAUAGAGAAUGAUCUCAAUAUUUGACUGUGGGAAAGCCAUCCACUAAAAAGUGUAUUGUAAUUGAUAGUGAAUGUCCAAGGAGUAUGCUCA